AAACAUGGGGAGUUGGGAGGUGUUUAAUUUGAACCUUCAAGAACUCGGUUUUAUUUAUCAUCCACAGGGUCAUUAGGUAUUAAAACGUAUGGAUGACGUUUUCAUCUAUUGAAGUGCUUGACGGGACAUGUUAGCAAUAUAUUGUAAUGUAUCAUGGCCAAAAUGCGUUUGUUCUUUUAAAUUUUGCAGAAAUAGGAACAAAAAAAUGAGUGAUCCGGCUAAGCGUAAUAUGGGGCGUGGAGCCCUGCUUCUUGAAAGGAUCAAGAGGGCUCAACAAGAGAAGGAGAAUUCGAGUGGUCCAUCUCGUAUUGCCAAUCCUGCUCCUGAUAGAAUUCCAGCAGGAUUUAUAACGCCUCAAAAGGAGAAUAAGGAAAAGCUCCAGAGGAAACUUCGAGAUCUAAGGUCAAUAAUGGGAAUCGAACCCAGUGCUCGGGCUGAAUAUCUGCGAGAAUCUAAACCCAUCCAGACUGUCACAGCCCCAAGUCAAUCUGACUUGGUUCCAAUUUUCGACUCAUCGGAUUCCGCGGUGUCCUCUGGAUCCUUGACAGAGUCGACAUCCAGUUCAAGAUCGCCAACUCAGAUUCCAUCACAUGAGCUUGAUCCAACGUCUGAUUUUAAAUCUGGAACAGACACAUCAACCAAUACCAACAAUUCCCCUGUCCGAUUUGUCACGGAGAAUCAACUGGCAGCCUUGCCCAAUUGUUAUGAAGGCACCAAUCACUCAGCCUCAAAGUCUUCAGUGGGAUCUUCCUCUCAUACUUCCAAUCCACCCACUCAAAAUAGAGGCGAUGCUGGCACCAAGGUUCGCUUGGAAGUGAAUUAUCUCAACCUUAAAGUUGUGGAUGGGAAGGGAUUCUUUGAGUAUGAGGUCCAAUUUGAUCCUGAGGUUGACAGUCGUCAGCAUCGUUUCGCUCUCUUGAGGCAAUUGACCGAUCACAUUGGAAGAGCCAAGAACUUUGAUGGAGGCUUCUAUCUCUGUCUCCCCAAGAGACUAGAGCAUAAGAUAUCCGUUUUCCAUCCCGUUUUACCUGAGAGUAACGACCCGGUCCAGGUGACCUUGGUCUUCAAGAAAGCUGUGGAUUACACCCAUUCGAGGGCGUUGUUUUGGUACAAUGUGCUCUUCAAGCGAGUUUUUCACGCCCUUAAAAUGGUCCAGAUGAACCAGCGGUCGUUUAACCCUCGCAAUCCCACGGAACUUCGCGAUCUCAAGUUGGAGAUUUGGCCCGGAUAUGCCACCGCUGUGGACGAGUAUGAUGGGGGCUUGAAGCUGGUUUGCGACACCGUCCAUCGUGUUCUGAGGACGGACACCGUUCAUGACUUGAUCAAGGAAAUCCAUUUUCGAAACAUGAAGAGCCGACCUAAUUUUUGCCAUGCCGUCAAACAAGCCAUCAUGGGACAAGUGGUGCUGACUAGAUACAACAACCGAACCUACCGGAUAGACGAUGUGGACUUCUAUGCAAGUCCAGAAUCUGAGUUCGAAACCUCCCGUGGAAAGACUACUUACUUGGAGUACUACAAGCGUCAAUAUGGCAUCGACAUUGCCGACACGAAGCAAGCUCUCUUGAUUUCCAAGCCCAAGAAAACGGAUGAAUGGAACAAAGACAUGGUCAUCUGUCUUGUGCCUGAAUUGUGUCAUUUGACCGGCCUGGAUGAGAACCUUCGGAAAGACCAUAGGGCAAUGCGCACUGUGGUUAAUAUAAUCGGUUCAACCCCCGCCAAACGCCACAAGGCCCUACAAAUGUUCGUGUCCAGUGUCAAGUCCUCCGCGGAGGCCUCUCAAAUUCUGUCAGAUUGGGGAUUGGAAUUGGCUGAUGCCGCCUUGAGUGUUGAUGGCAGAUGCAUGAAGGGAGUCGGUCUCCUCUUUGGAAACUCCUCAGUGCGGAAAGGAAUCUGCGGCGACUUUGACCGAGCUCUGCAAGGCGAGCAAAUGAUGUCAGGGGCCAAGUUGAAGAACUGGUUGAUCAUUGGAGAUCGCCGAGACACCAGAGAGAUUGAAGGGUUCAUCUCGACUUGGCAUAAGCAAUGCGACAAAUUGGGUAUGACCAUCUAUGAUCCGAGGACAAUUCUUCUCAACCAGGAUCGCACUGACGAGGUGGUCAAAGUGAUUCAUCGUGAGCACCAAAACCAUCCUCUGGAGAUGGUCUUGGUUGUGGCUCGAACCAAACGUGCAGACAGAUAUGGUGCCGUUAAGAAAACGUGUUUGGUGGAAUUGGGCAUCCCAUCCCAAUUUGUCUUAACCAAGAGCAUUUCCAAUGGCCGCAAUCAAAUUCAGGUGGUUCAGAAGCUCGCCAUCCAAGUGAAUGCCAAAUUAGGUGGAGCCAAUUGGGGCAUAUCCAGUCCAUUUAGUAAUGCGAUGGUCAUUGGAAUUGACGUCUACCACAAUGCCGAUGGCGGCAAAUCUUGGUCAGGAUUUGUGGCUUCUCUGAAUCGAACGUUCACUUGUUGGUUUUCGGAUUCUCGUCAGCAUCAGUACGAAAACGAGAUCAUGAACAACAUCUCCGACAUCUUUGGAAGAGCUCUCAAAGCCUACUAUGAGCUUAACAACCAAUAUCCUGAUAAGAUCGUUGUCUAUCGGGAUGGAGUGGGGGAUAGUCGCUUUGAAGUUACUGAGACCCUGGAAAUCGAACAAAUGAGAUCCACUUUGAAGAGGAUCGCCCCUGAGAAGAAGGUCCAAAUCACUUUUGUCAUCGUUUCCAAACGGAUCAAGACCCGCAUGUUCUUGAUCCAAGGGGACACACACGAUAAUCCGCCACCGGGAACAGUUCUGGAUCACACGGUGACCAGACGCCAACAAUUCAACUUCUACUUGGUGUCCCAAAAAGUGACCCAAGGAACAGUUUCUCCCACGCAUUACACGGUUCUUUUGGAUGAGCUUGAGCUGGGUCCGGAUCGUGUUCAAAGACUCACUUAUAUGCUUACAUAUUUGUAUUACAAUUUUACCGGGCCAGUGAGGGUUCCUGCGCCUUGUUUGUACGCGCAUAAGGUGGCCAACCUUUGUGGAGAAUUCCUCAAGAAGCAAGUCCAUACAUCUCAAAAAACGAAUUUGUUUUAUUUGUAAAGUGUCAAUUAAAGGUGCAAAUGCCUAAUAAACGCCCAAUUAAUCAAAAAAA
This is a messenger RNA of Tigriopus californicus, 3110 nucleotides long. Its product is annotated as protein argonaute-3-like. Gene Ontology annotation, biological process: regulatory ncRNA-mediated gene silencing. Gene Ontology annotation, cellular component: P granule. Gene Ontology annotation, molecular function: protein binding; piRNA binding. Lineage: Eukaryota; Metazoa; Arthropoda; Copepoda; Harpacticoida; Harpacticidae. The transcript is spliced from 15 exons. The record is from RefSeq and is a predicted model, not a curated record. Bases 128 to 3058 code for a protein of 976 amino acids.